UGGAGGACGCCGCUCCGGCGUUGCCAUGGCAGCCCGGUCGCGGGGCCUCCUCGAAGGCGCUGUCAGACCUCGGACGGAGGAGCGCUCCCGGGCCCUCCCGUGAGCCCGGACGCCCGCACGCCCGGAGCCCGGAGCCCGGACGCCCGGCGCCGCUGGGAGGCCAGCAUUAUUCUCUAGCAAGCGGAAAAUGAAUGACAAUAAAGACAGUGACUCAAAAGAAAGUGGAGAAUAUGAAGAUGAUUUUGAAAAGGACCUGGAGUGGCUAAUUAAUGAAAAAGAACAAAAUGAUGGCAGCCUAACAGAGGUGAGUUGUAAGCAGGAAGAGGAUAUUAACCAGGAAUUGAAGGAGAGUGACACUGAAAAAGAACAUACCCAGCAGCUUUCAGAUUCUGACACAUCUGUUAAGGAUGAGGCUUCUGCAAGAAGAAAUGACUUCAUUUCUGUACCAAGUAUCCAGCCUUUAGAUCCCCUAUCAGAUUCAGAUAGUGAAAACUCUUCUCAGGAUUCCAAGCCAGAAAACCAAAAAGACCAUGAAGAAGAUGAAGAUGAGGAAGUAAAGAGAUAUAUUAUGGAGAAAAUUAUACAAGCUAACAAUAUUCUACAGAAUCAAGAACCCAUAAGUAGUAAAAGGGAGCGAAAACUUAAAUUCAAAGACAAAUUAGUUGAUCUGGAAGUUCCUCCCCUUGAUAACAAUGAUACUUGUAAAAAUUCUUUUGAAAAUGAGAAUAAUAUGUCUGGAAAACUGUCACAGUUAUAUAUUUCCAAUGAAUUAGAACAAGAAAACGUGAUCUUGUCACUUCCUGACAGAAGCUGUGAAGAAAACAGGGAUGGGAAGAUACUGAUAGAGAGAGACGGGAAGUUUGAACUUCUGAAUUUGCAAGACAUUGAGAGCCAAGGGUUUUUGCCUCCCAUUAAUAAUGCCAGUAGUAUAGAAAAUGAGCCUCCGCAGUUGCUACUCAGAUCUCCUAACUCAUCUGCCAGUGGUGUGAAGAAAGAUGAAACGUCAGGAAAGAGUCAUGCCAUCACUCACUCAUCACCGGGAGAGCCGUUGGCUUACGUUCCUCAGCCACCACCCAACCCCAAAGCUCGUCCCAGCUCUGCUGCCAACUUAGAUCGAAAUAAAGGAAGCAGGAAAUCCCACCGGACACAGUCCGCCAAUAUAUCUCCAGUGACCUCGACCUACUGCCUUUCCCCUCGACAGAAAGAACUCCAAAAACAACUAGAACAAAGGAGAGAGAAGCUCAAGAGAGAGGAAGAACAACGGAAAAUAGAAGAAGAGAAAGAAAAGAAAAAAGAGAAUGACAUGGUGUUUAAAGCGUGGUUGCAAAAGAAGAGAGAGCAGGUUCUAGAAAUGCGAAGAAUUCAGCGAGCAAAGCAAAUUGAAUACAUGAACAACAGACAGGCAAACAGAGAUCCACAGCUAGCUUUUCGAUUGUGGCUUAAGAAAAAGCAUGAUGAGCAGAUGAAAGAAAGAAAAUCAGAAGAACUAAGAAAGCAAGAGGAAUGCUUAUUCUUCCUUCAAGGAACAGAAGGCCGAGAAAGGGCUUUUAAACAAUGGCUCAGAAGGAAACGGAUAGAAAAAAUAGCAGAGCAACAAGCUGUCAAAGAGAGAGCUAGACAGCUCCGACUAGAAGCCAGACGUACUAAACAUAUACAGAACCACCUGUAUAAUAUGGCAGAAGCCAAAGCUUUUCGUUUUACUGAUCAGUACUGAUCAGUAGAAGAGUCUAUUAAAUACUUCAUUUGGCACCUGCUGUUAUCAGAAUUUGGAUAUCAUUUCUUAUGGGUCUUGUGUUUUGGUAAUACUCUAAAUUGUGGAAAUGGUAUUUGUCUUUUGGUGAUAUUGGUGGUGAAUUUAAAUUUGUUUUUUGACACUAAAAGAAAAUAAACUUCUCUCAGUGUUGGAAUGUA
This is a messenger RNA of Dipodomys spectabilis (banner-tailed kangaroo rat), 1911 nucleotides long. It is a transcript of the gene Ccdc181, whose product is annotated as coiled-coil domain containing 181. Lineage: Eukaryota; Metazoa; Chordata; Mammalia; Rodentia; Heteromyidae. The transcript has 6 exons. Gene Ontology annotation, molecular function: microtubule binding. The record is from RefSeq and is a predicted model, not a curated record. The coding region runs from base 188 to 1714 and encodes 508 amino acids.